AAGUUGGUCUUCCGGCAUUGCUCCUGCGCAUCUCAGCAGCGCAGCAGGGAAGAUUCAUUCGUCUGAAGGACUCCCACGUCGGAAGUCAUGCGCUCCUUCCAGUUAGCCCUGCUGUUUUUCCUAGCAUGUUCAGCCUCCGCUACACCAGCCUGCGUAGAAACAUACGGGUCUACUCGCACUAUUUACACGUGUUCGGGAUUCACGACGCAUGAAGACUUCGACCGAUACGUAAACCGCGAUUUCCCGCCCCACCAAUACCCGGACAUCACGUUCGUGCUCAAGGAUAGUACAAUAGAUUAUAUCCCACCUUCUGCCUUCAUCGACACGAGGGCAUCGACGCUUGUGUUCAAUAAUGUCCAGGUGAGCUCCCUUCCAGAGGUGGGACAGGGGGUUCACCCAUUCCAUGGCGUGAGCUCUUGGCUGAAGCGCAUCGAGUACAGGAACGGAAGCAGUGUUCCAGGCACCUGGAGGCUGCUGCAACCCCUCACAAAGCUGCAAGCGCUCGUUUUCCGCAACAUGCCCCACCUUCAACUCACUGAAGAUUUUAACAGCUUGCCCCUGAAUCUGAAAAAGAUAGAUAUUGAAAACUCAACCAUACGUUCCGUGAGAUCAGCAUGGCUGUCUCAGCUGACGAACCUCGAAGAGCUGGUCGUGAAAGGCACCAACCUCAACAUUUUUGAAAGAUCUAUGCUUCCCAGUCCCGCCACCAAGCUUACUUCUCUUGACUUGCGGCACAACGAGCUCACAUCCCUCCCUGAGGACCUCACCAGGGACGCCCCUUCCCUGAGAACGCUGAAUGUUGCCUCGAACAAGAUCAGAAGCUUCAACGAGGAGAGCUUCCAACAGCUAAAGGAAAACCAGAACGCCACCGUCAAUCUGGAAGGAAACCCGCUGAACUGCGACUGCCACGCAAGAUUCCUGCGGUCCGUGCCAGACAGCUGGAGGUCUCCGCCAUGCGAGUCUCCCGAGAGGCUCCGGGGAAGGCAGGUCAAGCAGAUUGGGAUAUCGCAGCUGCUGUGCGACUGAGCCGGCAGAAUACGCGUGACCCGGCUGCGUUUUCAAGAGGUCUUCUCGAUAUCCAUGGCAAUAAAACCAGAUUUCAGAUGUUCGCCCCAAUGAAGAUAAAAAAAAAAACAUUGGGAGAACCUCAAGGGUACAAUUAACUACUCGAGGGCUCACCCCCACUUGUAAAUUUUUUCUCUCAAAUUAUUAGGUAUAUUUGUAUCCAAUCAAUUAACGGUGGGGGAAAUUACACGUAGUUGACCAAAACAUAUCAUCCGCAUCAAAGAUAGUAUCUAACCAGGAUUACACGAAUAGUAACCUGAACAUAAAGCCGAUUUUUUUUAUUUCUGAAUAAUGGGAAAUAAAAUGUCAUUAAUAAUAAAAGUGUAGGUUGUACGGAUUGGAUGUGGUUAAAAUUGGAAGUAUUUCAGGGUCGCA
Messenger RNA from Ixodes scapularis (black-legged tick), 1440 nucleotides. Its product is annotated as peroxidasin homolog pxn-2-like. Bases 88 to 1026 code for a protein of 312 amino acids. Gene Ontology annotation, molecular function: protein binding. Lineage: Eukaryota; Metazoa; Arthropoda; Arachnida; Ixodida; Ixodidae. Gene Ontology annotation, cellular component: plasma membrane. The record is from RefSeq and is a predicted model, not a curated record. The transcript has 3 exons.